AUGAAGCGCACAGUAGGUGAAUCGUCGUCGUCGUCGUCUUCUUCUUCUCCUCAGGCGACGUCUUCUUCUUCUUCUCAGGCGACGUCUUCUUCUAACGUCUCCGCCGCAUCCGCCGCCGCCAUUGCCAACUCUCCUAUCGGAAGCGUCGAGUUUACCACUGACAGUAAUGGUUUGGAGAAGGUGAUUCUCCGUGGGCCCCGUCGCAGUUCCGCUGAGGUGUUGUUGUACGGAGGUCAGGUGUUGUCUUGGAAGAAUAAAUUGGGAGAGGAAUUGCUUUUUGUGAGCACAAAGGCUGUGUUUGCGCCUCCGAAGCCAAUUCGCGGGGGAAUUCCGAUAUGCUUUCCUCAAUUUCUCAACAAUGGUAUGAUAGAGCGACAUGGAUUUGUGAGGACGAGAUUCUGGAGAAUCGAUUUGGAUCCCCCUCCUCUCCCUACCGCUGCACCUUGCAGCUCUUACAUCGACUUGAUUCUCGACGAACAAGAUCGCUGGACAUGGCCUCACAAAUAUGAAUUUCGUCAUAGGGUUGCUUUGGGCUACGAAGGGGAGCUGCGAUUGACAUCGCGUAUCAGAAACAUAAGGCCCUCUGGAAAGCCGUUUUCCUUUACUUUUGCUUACCUUCCCUAUUUGUUUGUUUCUGACAUAAGUGAAGUACGUGUGGAGGGAGUGGAGACGCUCAACUAUCUUGACCACUUGCAGGAAAAGGAGCGUAUAACUGAACAAGCAGAUGCUAUAACAUUUGAAUCAGAGGUGGAUAAGGUAUAUGUAUUAACCCCAACAAAGAUAGCAAUUUUGGAUCACGAAAGAAAGAAAACCAUUGAACUGCGGAAAGAUGGGCUUUUAGACGCGGUUGUGUGGAAUCCAUGGGACAAGAAGGCAAAGGCGAUAGAAGACUUAGGAAACCAAGAUUACAAGAAAAUGGUUUGUGUGGGAGCUGCUGCUAUUGAGAAUUACAUCACACUGAAACCUGGAGAAGAGUGGAAAGGAAGAAUGGAACUUAACUUUGUUCCUUCUAGCUACUGUAGCGGCCAACUUGAUCCCCAGAAAGCCCUCUUAGGUGUUUAAGUAGUUCUUCAUCAUCAAAUCCGAUCCCAAUUGCAAGAUUCGUUCUCUCUCUCUCUCUUUUCUCCUUCACAUGGUGGAAGAAAUUGAAGCGAAAUAGUAAUGGUGAUGGAAGUUUUGAGAUUUUGAGGAGAAGGCAAAUACAACGAAGAAUCUUUAGGAUUUGGUACAUUUCUUCUGUCUGUUUUAGUGUUUAAUAAAGACGAAAAGAGAAUUGAAUGAAGAAAUAUAGUUUUGAUCUAA
Molecule: messenger RNA, 1302 nt
Organism: Cucurbita maxima (winter squash)
Lineage: Eukaryota; Viridiplantae; Streptophyta; Magnoliopsida; Cucurbitales; Cucurbitaceae
Product: putative glucose-6-phosphate 1-epimerase
Exons: 9
Coding region: 1-1062 (353 amino acids)
Biological process (GO): carbohydrate metabolic process
Molecular function (GO): carbohydrate binding; isomerase activity
Source: RefSeq, a predicted model, not a curated record